Messenger RNA from Propithecus coquereli (Coquerel's sifaka), 1531 nucleotides. It is a transcript of the gene MAPK13, whose product is annotated as mitogen-activated protein kinase 13. Gene Ontology annotation, cellular component: cytoplasm; nucleus. Gene Ontology annotation, molecular function: ATP binding; MAP kinase activity. Lineage: Eukaryota; Metazoa; Chordata; Mammalia; Primates; Indriidae. Bases 43 to 1140 code for a protein of 365 amino acids. Gene Ontology annotation, biological process: MAPK cascade; protein phosphorylation. The transcript is spliced from 12 exons. The record is from RefSeq and is a predicted model, not a curated record.
GCUCGCAGGCGCCGCGCCGGGCCGCCGAGACGGGUGCCCGGGAUGAGCCUCACCCGGAAAAGGGGCUUCUACAAGCAGGAGGUCAACAAGACCGCCUGGGAGCUGCCCAAGACCUACGUGUCCCCGACGCACGUCGGCAGCGGGGCCUACGGCGCCGUGUGCUCCGCCAUCGACAAGCGGUCGGGGGAGAAGGUGGCCAUCAAGAAGCUGAGCCGGCCCUUCCAGUCGGAGAUCUUCGCCAAGCGCGCCUGCCGGGAGCUGCAGCUGCUGAAGCACAUGCAGCAUGAGAACGUCAUCGGGCUCCUGGAUGUCUUUACUCCUGCUUCCUCCCUGCGCAACUUCCACGACUUCUACCUGGUGAUGCCCUUCAUGCAGACAGACCUGCAGAAGAUCAUGGGGAUGGAGUUCAGUGAGGAGAAGAUCCAGUAUCUCGUGUAUCAGAUGCUCAAAGGCCUCAAAUACAUCCACUCAGCUGGGGUCGUGCACAGGGACCUGAAGCCGGGCAACCUGGCGGUGAACGAGGACUGCGAACUGAAGAUCCUGGAUUUUGGGCUGGCACGGCCCGCAGAUGCCGAGAUGACCGGCUACGUGGUGACCCGCUGGUACCGGGCCCCCGAGGUGAUCCUGAGCUGGAUGCACUACAACCAGACCGUGGACAUCUGGUCUGUUGGCUGCAUCAUGGCGGAGAUGCUGACGGGGAAAACCCUGUUCAAGGGGAAAGAUUACCUGGACCAGUUGACCCAGAUCCUGAAAGUGACCGGAGUGCCGGGCACAGAGUUUGUGCAGAAGCUGAACGACAAAGCGGCCAAAGCCUACAUCCAGUCCCUGCCACAGAGCCCCAAGAAGGAUUUCACUCAGCUCUUCCCACGGGCCAGUCCCCAGGCCGUAGACCUCCUGGAGAAGAUGCUGGAGCUGGAUGUGGACAAACGCCUGACAGCCGCGCAGGCCCUCGCCCACCCCUUCUUUGACCCCUUCCGGGACCCUGAGGAGGAGACGGAGGCCCAGCAGCCGUUCGAUGAUUCCUUAGAACACGAGAAACUUACAGUGGACGAAUGGAAGCAGCACAUCUACAAGGAGAUCGUGAGCUUCAGCCCCAUUGCCCGGAAGGACUCACGGCGCCGGAGUGGCAUGAAGCUGUAGCGACUUGUGCAGCCCGACCCCCGACUGAGCCCGGGAACUGCCACAUGGCACCACUGGCCAGGCACUGUCCAGGGACCAGUAUUUAUUUGUCAUUACCAAAGUCUCAACCCUUCUCCCAAUACAGCCUUUCGAGCAGAGGACAGAAGGGCCCUUCUCCUUGUGUAGGAGAUGGGCCUAGGAGGCGCAGAAUUCAAAGCUGUUGGUUGGGGGAAAAUUAGCUCUGAUCAUACGGCCCUGUUAGAAUGCCCACCUGGAGAACCGCCCAAGUGUGGGGGUCCUUUCCUUCCUGGCUCUGUGGGGCCGAGAGGGGUGCUGAGCUGGGCCAGGGGUCUGUGGCAGUGAUGGCAUAUUAGUGUACCAGGGCUGCUGUAACAAGUUACCACAAACUGGA